AUGCUAGCGGAGGAGAUUAUCCCCACUGCGAGAGUCACCACAUUCCCAAACCAGAAACCGUGGAUGGACAGAUCGAUCCGCACUGCAGUAAACGCCAGGACCGCCUCCUACAACGCGGGUCUCGCCACUGGCGAUAUGAGCGCCUACAAAGCGGCCUCAUACGGCGUGCACAUCAACUUCCAAUGUCUUCAGAGACAAGGCAUCGAGUCUCCACAGGUGUUCCUGGUGUCCAGCUUUGAGCUCCACCUGUACAACUUCCCUCUCUUACAUCAGACCUUAGACAGAGACCUUCCUGCACACAAGAGAGAUGCUCUGCUGUGUGCCAUGCCCAACUUCAACCCAGAGAUCAUCAGGAAGAAGAAACAAGCUCUGAGGUCCAAAGUAAAAUACUGGGCUACUCUGUCUGCAGCUGGAGCAGCUGUUCCUGUUCCUGGUCUUUCUAUUGCUGUUGAUGCUGCUUUGCUGGUUGGUGUUGUCACACAUUAUGUUCAUGCAUUUGGUCUCGAUAUCCCGUCUCUGAAGAGACUUUCUGCCAGAACAGGUGUGCCAUACGCUGCUCUGUGUGAUGUCAUCAUUUCACCACUGGCUGCAGCAAAAAUAACUAAAGAGCUCCUCCUGAAGGUGAUAGCCCAACUUGGGUCCGUAGCUGCAUUAAUUGUAGCAGAGGAAGUGUCCAGAUGGAUUCCAUUUAUUGGAAUUCUAGUAUCAGCGGGUCUCUCUUUCACCACAACUUACAAAAUUCUGAAAUUGAUCCUUGAUAAGCUUGCUGAUGAUGCUCAGAGGGUGUUUGAAAGAGCUUUAGGCUGAACACAUCAGUGUGAAUUUGAAAGUAAAAGAUGAAUGAAACUUAAAAAAGUUCAAAUGAAAUUAGUUUAAAUCAUUAAAUAUAAAUAUACUGAAACCAAAUCAUGUUGCAGCUGCACAUUUGAGCCAUUAUCCUACUAUAGCUGAUAAAUGUAUCAGAGGCCUCAGCAGGAAUCAUUUCUUCUCAUCACAUCAAUACAGGAACAAAUGUGAUGUUAUUAUUCAGAUAUAAACUGCGUAGAAGAGCUACUGAAGUUUUUUUAAUCCUUUGUCUGAUUUGGUGAUGUCAUCACUGUUUACAGAUCAGGUGAUCUGAUAGUUACUCCUGAAACAUCAUCGUCUGAAUUUCCCCUGUUUGAUUUACUUUGUGAUGAAACUAUUUUAUUGUCAUAUCGUCGCUUACAGCUUAAUAAAUACUUUUAAUGCAGAAUGUUUGAACAGAAACUGCUCUGUGGUGUUUUUGUCCUGUUGACUGUAGAUUGUGAUGAGAGUUCACUGCCCUCCAGUGGCCACAGUGAGGAACUACCACACAAAUAAUACUGCUAUGAAUCCAAAUGUUAUUCCUGCUUUUAUAAAUAAAUUGUU
Pundamilia nyererei is the source of this 1389-nucleotide messenger RNA. Its product is annotated as interferon-inducible GTPase 5-like. Gene Ontology annotation, molecular function: GTP binding. Lineage: Eukaryota; Metazoa; Chordata; Actinopteri; Cichliformes; Cichlidae. The transcript has 2 exons. The coding region runs from base 1 to 807 and encodes 268 amino acids. The record is from RefSeq and is a predicted model, not a curated record. Gene Ontology annotation, cellular component: membrane.